AACAUUCGGUUGUCAUAUAAUUGUCUAAAUAUUAACCUAAAAUUUGCAAAUAAAAAUAAAUAUUCUUAUUAGAUUUACCAAACAAGAAAUUAAAUAAAACUUGGAAAUUCUGCUAUUAAAAUGCCCAAAAAGUUCGCUACUGAAAAUACUAAGGCAGUCGCAGCUAGAGAAAGAAAAAAGGCUGCGAAAGAUGAAGUGAACGCAAAGAAAGAACGGGAUUUGGAAGAGGCCAAAUGGAAAGAUGAUGAUAAGCAAUUACUGAAGAAACAACAAAAAAAGGAGUUAGAUGAGCGUAAGAAACAAGAGCAGCUGCAACGUAAAGCAGAAGCAAAAGCGUUGCUAGAAAAAGAAAUGGGGUCCAUCAAGACCACAAGCAAGCCUGCUCCCUCGGCCAAGGUUACAAGAGCCCAAAUCCAAGCUAAAAAAGAGGAACAGCCAAAGAAAAAAGAAGAGAAGGUUGUAGAAACUCAUCUUGAUACUCCUCUAGUCGAAAAUAUAAAUCGACUGAGUAUUGAUGGUGAGGAAGCAAGAACUAUUGAUGAGGCUAUCCAGAUCUUAGAUGGUGCAUCUACUGACAUUGACAAACAUCCUGAAAAGAGAAUGAAGGCUGCCUACACUGCUUAUGAAGAACGCAGAUUGCAAGAACUGAAGAUGGAGUAUCCUAGUCUACGCUUGUCUCAACUAAAGCAAAUGAUAUUCAAGGAGUGGCAGAAAUCUCCUGAAAAUCCACUCAACAAGGUCUAGUCAAUUUUUGAGUCAUUUAUUUUGAGAAUUACUUAUUUUACAUUGGUAGUUUCUCAGUGAUCUUUUCAAUUAAUUGCAUUAUUCUGUAUAUUUGGUUUGGCAAUCAUAACUAGUCAACAUGCUAGUAAUUUUUUCUCCAUUGUAUUGUUAGCUAUUUUUUUCAUUGAUCUUUCGCUUGUUUCCAAAGUUAUUGUGAAUUAUGGACAAUAGAAUUGUAUUGUUGUAAUAAAAGUUUUAAUAGCAAAA
Messenger RNA from Anthonomus grandis grandis, 990 nucleotides. Its product is annotated as coiled-coil domain-containing protein 124. The record is from RefSeq and is a predicted model, not a curated record. Gene Ontology annotation, molecular function: transcription coactivator activity. NCBI's taxonomy places the organism in Eukaryota, Metazoa, Arthropoda, Insecta, Coleoptera, Curculionidae. The transcript has 3 exons. Gene Ontology annotation, biological process: transcription by RNA polymerase II. Bases 121 to 744 code for a protein of 207 amino acids. Gene Ontology annotation, cellular component: nucleus.